This is a messenger RNA of Didymodactylos carnosus, 12660 nucleotides long. NCBI's taxonomy places the organism in Eukaryota, Metazoa, Rotifera, Eurotatoria, Philodinida, Philodinidae. The record is from the annotation of a GenBank genome assembly.
CGUUAAACUCACAAUUCGUACUCAAGUACAGAUGUGUCAUACCUCAUUGGACAUAUAUUCGAUGUGCCAUUUUCCUAAGAACUCUUAGAUAGUAUUAUGCCGUUAGAAAAGUGUUUCAUACACUUAAUUGUCUUUGAAAAAUAUCAUUGAAAAAACAGAAAAAAGUUAGCUUUAUAACAAUAACAAAAUUUAUUUUACAUUUUACUCCUAACUUUUGAGACACCCUUUAUAUGUAAGCGACUUGUACCAGUCUUAUGCACAAAUCAAAAAUAUUGCUUGGACAUUUGUUAACAUUUUGUAACUACUAUUUUAAGACAUAUUCUUGAUUAGAAUUUCAACGAUUAUUUGUUUAGACAGAUUUAGAAGUCUGUAGGAAGUAUUGCUUAUAAUGACAGUCGAAGCUUCAUAAAAUUAUCCUAGGACUUUCCAAAUUAUAUAAUUUCUAAUAAACAAUCCGCGCUACCAUGUUAUAAUUAUCAAUACUAGAUGUGAAGAAAAUUUAUGCUCUUUUUAAAAUCAUUUUAUUGAUUGAAUAUACACAAUUCAAAUAUUCUUUACAAAAUUUUCAUACAUAAUAGGUAUCUUUUAUUAAUUGCACGCAAUUUACUGUCAAAAUAGGUUAUGUACGUUAUUUUUUCUCUUUGAGAAAAGAACAUUUAUCGUAACAUUUAUUCUCGUAACACCUCGUGUUAGUAUCGGACGAUGUUAACCAUGAUAGAUGAUUAUUGGAUAUUAUUCAAUUUUCUCUCAUAUAUCAGUGACGAUAUACCUCUUUUUCGAUAAUCUCCAACAGUGUAUGCUUUCUUUUCAUCCAUAUCUAAACGCAAUGUUUGAGUGAUAAUAUAUAAUGUUAACAGGAAACAGUCUUCAACAUCAUGUGUUAUUCUUUCUUCUUCUUUUUUUUUCUUUGUAUUAUUGCAUGCGGUAAUAUCUAUCAUUUAAAAAAAAUAAGUUUUCAGUAGGAAAUAUGUUUGUAGUGUACAGCAUUCCAUUCAUUCAUUAAGAACAACAACAGCUAUGGUUAGUAGUUAGUUACAAAGAUGCAUGAAGUUCUGGCGUGGUUGUAAGAAUUGAUUGGCAAUGAUAAACAAUACAACAAAAAAAAAAUUUCCCUAAAUUAAUUUGGUAUUUUCAUGCAUGAUAGAAGAAAAGAAAAGAAACAGACCACAAUUUCUUUUAUGUUUCCAUAUGAUUUUUACAAUUAGUGUUAGUUUGAAAAGACGUUUCUAAUAAACGAUAUAUAGUAAAUGAGCGUACAAGUUCUGACAAUAUAUCAUAGCUUUACGUCAUCGUACGAUAAACACUUCAAUGUUCAAAUUUUAGGAAAUAUAGGAGAAUUACUUUUCUCAAAUGUUUCAGAUCUCUCUUUAUAAAAGUUAACGUGAAGUUCACUAUAUACAUAUCACAUAAGCCUACAUUAUGCCACUAAAAACAUCUUUUUAAUCAGCAAAUAAAUCCUGUUUACUGAUGGAUCUGUUCAAAUUUAUAAAAUUAAUGUGUUUUAUAACUUUUGUGCCCUAUCUAAAGUAUCGUCAUCGAUCAGUUCACCCAUCCCAAUUUCAAAUUUAAACGUUCGUUCCUUUAAAAACACAAAAACAAUAUAAUGACAUACGAUGCAGAAAAAAAACGUAUUUUCGCUCAUCUUUAUAUCGUUCGUUGAGAAAGUCCUGAAAACACUCUGCUACAAUGCUUUAUUAUUAAACUAUUAUUCUAUUACUAUUUAGAUGACGAAAAUAUUGAAAAUUGGCAGCCAUCGCUAUUUAUUGUUCAAAAUACUCUAGAGCCAUCGCAAACUGAAAUUAUUUCUCGUUCCACUACUGUUAGCGGUGAAAUGUUUCCAUCACAUUGGUAUGAAUUACGCGUAGAACGUCCAUUACAAGAUCCCACAACCUUGAAUGAACAUGACACACUUCAUUUAUCAUGUAAAAUAUCUGGACUACAUAUCGACAAAUUUACAUGGUUCAAAAAUGGUGAACUCAUUGCAACAUGUACACAAACACCAACAACUGAUGAAUCGAAAACUCAAGAUAAUGGAGAAUAUUGUGCAUCGUAUGAUACUUUACCAGCACAUUUCAUUGCUUUAUUAACUGUUGAUAACGUCAUGAAAGAUCGACAUGAAGGUAAAUACGAAUGUCGUGCAGCAAAUAUUCAUUAUCGUAUAUCGUCAUCUUGUAACGUUAUGAUUUUUAACGAUAAACAAUUAAAACGACAUCAUGAAUCAGCGGAAGACCAACAAGAACAAAUACAGCAAAAACGUCAACAUUUCGAUGUACCGUUAAGUACAGAUCACCAACAGUUUGUAUCAUAUUUACAACCGAUGAAGUCCGAUGAACUCGGACAACAUCAAUUAAGACGAUCGGAUCAAUGGAUGAUGAAUGUAAUUGAUUCAUCGCGAAAUAUUCAUCAACAACUAUCAGCACAAACAAUUCCACCAUUAAAUGCCGUAACACGAGUCUUGGCGAGCCAUCCUCAAAUCAUUGAACAAAAAAGAUCAGAAACAAUAUUGCCAUUUCAAUUACAACAACAGAGAGAACUUCAAAUCGUACCAGAGAGAAUUCAAAAUCAGUCGCUCUUAAACUUAAAACAGCGAAUAUUUCCAGUGUCUAGCGAAAAUCAAGAAUACCAAAUGUUUCAUACGGAAAAUGAAUCAACUAACUUAUUAAACCAAAUACGACAGGAGAAAAAGCAAGAAAUAUUUCCUCCAUCGCAGAUGCCAGGUAAACCAGAAAGUUAUUUUGAAAUACUACAGCAACAUCACCAAAUGCCUUCCGAUAAACUGACUGAUCAGGAGCGGCAGUUACUUGAACAAUCAAUCGAGCAAACGAUCAAACCAUCAGUUCAACAACAACAACGUCAAUCUGAAAUAUUUCCUCCAUCGCACAUGCCAAGUAAACCAGAAAGUUAUCCAGACAUACCACAGCAACAACAGCAAAUGUCUUCUCAUAAACUGACUGAUGAGGAGCGGCAGUUAGUUGAACAAUCAAUCGAGCAAACGAUCAAACCAUCAGUUCAACAACAACAACGUCAAUCUGAAAUAUUUCCUCCAUCGCACAUGCCAAGUAAACCAGAAAGUUAUCCAGACAUACCACAGCAACAACAGCAAAUGUCUUCUCAUAAACUGACUGAUGAGGAGCGGCAGUUAGUUGAACAAUCAAUCGAGCAAACGAUCAAACCAUCAGUUCAACAACAACAACAACGUCAAUCUGAAAUAUUUCGUGCAGCGCAUAUGCCAGGUGAGCCAGAAAGUUAUCCAGAACUACGACAAGAACAAAUACAUGAAAUAUUUCGUCAAUCGCAUAUGCCAGGUAAACCAGAAAGUUAUCCAGAAAUACCACAGCAACAACAGCAAAUGUCUUCUCAUAAGCUGACUGAUGAGGAGCGGCAGUUAGUUGAACAAUCAAUCGAGCAAACGAUCAAACCAUCAGUUCAACAACAACAACGUCAAUCUGAAAUAUUUCGUCAAUCGCAUAUGCCAGGUAAACCAGAAAGUUAUCCAGAACUACGACAAGAACAAACACAUGAAAUAUUUCGUGCAGCGCAUAUGUCAGAUGAGCCAGAAAGCUAUCCAGAACUACGACAGCUACAUCAGCAAAUGUCUUCUCAUAAGCUGACUGAUGAGGAGCGGCAGUUAGUUGAACAAUCAAUCGAGCAAACGAUCAAACCAUCAGUUCAACAACAACAACGUCAAUCUGAAAUAUUUCGUCAAUCGCAUAUGCCAGGUGAGCCAGAAAGUUAUCCAGAACUACGACAAGAGCAAACACAUGAAAUAUUUCCUUCAUCGCAUAUGCCAGGUAAACCAGAAAGUUAUCCAGAAAUACCACAGCAACAACAGCAAAUGUCUUCUCAUAAACUGACUGGUGAAGAGCGGCAGCUAGUUGAACAAUCGACCGAGCAAACUAUCAUACCAUCAGUUCAACAACAACCACAUCAAUCUGAAAUAUUUCAUGCAGCGCAUAUGCCAGGUGAGCCAGAAAGUUAUCCAGAAAUACCACAGCAACAACAGCAAAUGUCUUCUCAUAAACUGACUGGUGAAGAGCGGCAGUUAAUUGAACAAUCAAUCGAGCAAACCAUCAUACCAUCAGUUCAACAACAACAACGUCAAUCUGAAAUAUUUCGUCAAUCGCAUAUGCCAGGUGAGCCAGAAAGUUAUCCAGAAGAACGACAAGAGCAAACGCAUCAAAUAUUUGCUCCAUCACAUAUGCCAGGUAAACCAGAAAGUUAUCCAGAACUACGACAGCUACAUCAGCAAAUGUCUUCUCAUAAGCUGACUGAUGAGGAGCGGCAGUUAGUUGAACAAUCAAUCGAGCAAACUAUCAUACCAUCAAUUCAACAACAACCACGGCAAUCUCAAGAAAUUGUACGAUCGAGCACUAAUGAACGGCAAGAAUCUGCCUCUUUUGCAGAAACUCCAUUUAGCAUAGCUAACCCUUUUCCUGAUUCAACGCCAUUACAAGCACAACGGCAACGUGAUUAUCCACCGGCUCAGCCACUUCAGAAAUCUUUACAGCAUGUCUUUGUACCGCCAUCUUCUUCGGAUCGUGAUAGUAGCGUCGAAUUAGAACAAACACUUCGUUAUCAUAUGCAACAACAGCAACCUGCUGGUCAGCAUCAGCAAUAUCAAACGCAACUCAUUGAUAGUAGUAGUAGUUCGGCUGAAGAACAAUAUUUAAAAACGGAGGAUUUAAAUUUUAGCCCCGUGUUCUUCCAAUUAUUACAAGAUAUCCUAUGUGAAGAAGGUGAACCAAUUCUACUAUCAUGUCAAGCAAUGGGCGGGCCAAAUUGUCGAAUGACAUGGUAUUUUAAUGAACAACCAAUUCGACAAGAUAAUCUAAAAACGCAUUAUAAUGUUGAUACUGGUAUUUGUUUACUAAAAAUCGACAAUGCUACUGAAUCAGAUAGUGGAUUGUAUCGUGUCGAAAUUGAUAAUGGACGAGGGAUAGUUAACAGUUCGUGUUAUGUAACCGUUCAACGGCGUCAGUUAUCCGCAAUACCAGAUAAUGCUCCAUUUGAACCUAUAUUUAUCGUUCAAUUAGAUCCGACGUAUACAUUUACCGAUGGUGAAACACUUCGUUUGCAAUGUGUAGUACAUGGAAAAUCUCCACUUGAAAUUAAAUGGUAUAAAAAUGAUGUGCACAUCUCUGUAAAUGACCGUAAUGUUCAGUCAACACAAAUAUACUUUGAUCAAGUAACGGGAAAAUGUACAUUAACUUUGAGAGACAUCUAUCCAUCAGAUUCUGGACAUUAUCGAUGUGAAGCGACAAAUGAAUAUGGACAAGCAAAUACAUAUUCACAGAUAAAUAUCAAUCUUUUUCAAUAUGAAGCUGAUAGUGAAAUAUCAUCUAUUUCUUAUGCUUCUAAAGAUGAACGUCAACUAUCGUCAUCUUCGUCAAGUGAUAGUGAUGAAAUUGAACUUGUCAAUGAUUCACGAUCAUCAUCAUCAAGUCGAAAAGUUAUAAAUGAAUCGAGAAGAAUUGUUGAAGAAUUAGAAAAACGUAUUAAAGAUAUAUAUCACGAUGAUAAUUAUAUUAAAGUUAAUCUGGUACAGACGGACUUAGUUUCAAUUAUAUCAAGUUCUAAAGUUUUAGUACGUAUAAUGGCUAAUAAACCAACUGGUGGUGGUGAAACACCAUCUGAUGAACGUAUUCCAAAAUUUAUUCAUAUUGAUGAUGAUAAAAUUGAAAUAGAAGAUUCAGUUCAAUUUGGUUUUGAACAUGAAUUAAAAUCAAUCAAUGUUAAACAAGGUGAACAAGCACGAUUUGAAGCAAAAGUUCGUUUAUUAUCAAAGACAACGGGUGUUAACAAAGAUUUACUUCACGUCGAAUGGCGUUUAAAUGAUGUAUUAAUAUCAUCAACAAAUCCCCGUUAUCGUUUUGGUUCAAAUCGUGAUGAAUGGCGAUAUUGGUUAGAUAUUCGACAAUGUGAACAAAUUGAUGAAGGAGUUUAUACAAUACAAAUUCAAUAUGAACAAUUAAUUGAUGAAUCAUCAGCAUAUCUAUUUGUUGAUAGUGUUACACAAAAGGAGGAGAAAUUAGAGCAAGCACAACAAUCACUUACUACUACUGAUAAUGAAUCAUCAAUAUUUGAAUCAAAUCGUCGUGAUGAAGAAUCAACAGUAACAACAAAUCUAUUUUCUUCAGCUACUUCAGCAAACAUAUCACCAUCACUUGAUCGCUUUCAACCACCCAUCAUUACUAAUCCAUUACCUCGUACAUCACAUAUUGCUGAAAAUGAUCGUUUAACAUUUACUGUUGAAUAUUUUUCACCAUCAGUUCAAUGUCGUUGUACUUGGCUUCGUAACGGUAACGAAGAAAUACGACAUGGAAUUCGAAAUACAAAUUAUUCAUCAACAUUAACUAUUGAGAAUGUAACACGAGAAUAUGAUGAAGGCACUUAUACGUUUAAUGUGGAAAAUGUGUACGGUAUGGCAUCAAGUCAAACCAAUGUGACCAUCAGUGAUGGUACAGGGAAGAGAGAAAUUGAAGAGCAAGAACCAUAUGAUCAGUCAUUUGGUAAUCUAUUAGCAAUAAACAAAGCAAAAGAACCAACUCUCUCACAUGAUACCAGUCGUUUACAAUUGAAUAUUCCCCCUCAAAAACGUAUAAGUAUGGUUCAUCAAACGCCGAUAGGCGAAAAAUCAUUUGAAACAGAAGAUAUACAUGUUCGUUUACCAGGUGAAACAGAUGAAGAACUUAAUAUUACUAUACAAACGGAAUUGGCACCUACACCACGAUUAUCGAUGACCGACGAAUUAAUAACAGAUGGAUCAGCACAAUUACAAAAAAUCAUUGACGAUGAACGACUGUUGUUAAAACGAGUCUCCGAAUUUGAACAAGAAAAACAAGAUGAUACGAUAACGCCAUUAGGCGAUAAUACUAAAAAGUUAAAGCGUAUUUUACAGCCUAGUGAUGAUGAUGAUCGAGCACGUCGACAACAAUUUGCAAAAGGCGUUCAACAAUCAUUAGAUGAAGUUAAUUUAAAAGCAUUUUCAACCGAUAUAUCACGUUCACGUUUAUCAUCAAAAGAGGCGCAUCAUCAUGAACAGAGCGAGUAUUUGGAUUUAUCAGACAGUGGAAGAAUUGAUGAACAAAACGAAACUAUCGAUCGACAAAUAUCAGACAACGCGCUCAUCACUACGAAAACAAAAUUAGAUAGCAAACUUAAUGUCGUGUCAGCUACAACUGAUGAAACUGAAACUAAAUCACAAGCGUUAUUAACCAAUGAAAAUAAAACGGUUCAAAACCAGUUAGAACCUCGCGAUGCUGAUACUCAUACUACUGAGACUCCUGUUAUUCAAGAGUCUCAAAGCAUUCCAUUAUUAACGACAAAACUAGAUGAAGAAGUACAAAGCAUUCCAAAUAAAACGACUGUUGGCAUCCAGGGCGCAGACAAGAAUAUUACAAUGGAAACGGUUAAACAACUUAAUGAGAAACAGCAGCAGCUAGAACAAACCAGCAACGUUACUAGUUCCCAACUGGACCAGAUUACCACGCCAACCGCAACCGAACAAGUUCAACCAGUCACAUCGACUAUGACUACUGAAACUAUUCAAAUACAGCCAGCUGAUUUAAUACAAACACAAGAGGCAAUUUCAACGGUUGACGACUGGUCACAAUUGACGGGUGAAACCACAUCACAACUUGUCUCAGGAAGUAUAGAUGCAUCAAGUAAUAUUGCACCACCGGCUCCAUUGAUCACAGAAAACGUUGGAGGGGCUUCGGACAUUGUUCAAUCAUUACCGGAACGUCGAGCAUCACGCGUCUCAUCGCUCAUCUUAACAGCUGAUGAAAAUUUCGAUCAAAUCCCACAACAACCGACUAUUCAACGAUUAGUUGUCGGACAAAAAUUAGACUCUGUUAAAGUACCACAUAAUUUACCUGAGGAACCAUCGAGUCAUCAAGUGAGACAAGUUAGUCAGCCUACAUUGGUACAAGAACCUUUGGAAGACAUAGUGUCCGUCAAUAUCCAACAGCGACGUAUCAAAUCUCUUGAUGAAGUUAUUCAUGAGGUGCAACAAAUUUCUGAUCAAUUACAACAGUAUCAGGGACGAUUGGUGAUACAACCAACAAUCGUAGGUGAAUCUUUCGACGAUGAGGUUUCGACGAAUAUUGAACAAAGGCGUUUGGCCAUAAAAUCUCUUGAAAAUGUUAUUGAAGAAGUCAAGAAGAUAUCUGAUGAAUUAAAAUUACACAAAACAAGAUCCGUCAUACAGCCAAGUUUAGUUGGAGAGGAUCUUGAAAAUGAAUACUCAACCACUGUUGAACAAAUACGUACUAAAUCACUCGAUCUAGUAAUUCAAAAAGUACAAAAUAUUACUCAAGAAUUGCAAGAAUUUCGAGCACGAUCCAUCACACAACCGAUGCUGAUCGAUAUUCCAUUUGAAGAGACACUAUCAACACAACUUGAACAAAGAGUACCAAUCAAAUCAAUUGAUCAAGUCAUAGAACAAGUUCAACAAAUUUCGAACGAAUUAAAACAAUAUCAGGCACGAUUAGUUUUACAACCGUCACUUGUCGGAGAAUCGUUCGAUGGUGAGUUUUCGACCUCAGUUGAACAGUUACGUCGUCCGUUAGGACAAACAUAUGAUCAACAAGAGAAUCAACCAAAACAAGAGUCUUCCAGUGAAUCAACGACGACCACCCAGCAAGAAACUGUUUCCACUACAGAACAGUUUCAGUUGGAAAACAAAGCACAUCGACCAUCUUUCAUUGCUAUACCAUCAUAUGGCGCUGAAGUUGAGUUUGAUGUAUUACCAGAAUCAAUACAUCAGAGACUUAUACCAAAAAAACAAAGACUCACGACCACUGAAACCAUGGAAAUAGAAUCAAAAGAUCAAACGGAAACGGUCACAUCACCACCUUCAUCGGAUUUAAUACUAAGAUCUCGUCUAUCAUUAAUCCAAGCUCGUGCGCCAGCUGCUGAAACCGAUUUAGACCUAGUGCCACCAUCAAUUGAUCAACGUAUUGCGCCAAAUGAGCGAUUAGCAGAAAAAAAAGACAUCGAACAACAACAACAAGUUAAAACUCCUGACGAUGUUUUCGAAGAGCUAUUGGUCGCACAACCGACUACAGAACAAACAUUCAUCGUCUCUGAAGAUCAAUCUCAAGCACUGCAAAAACCAUUAGCUGAAAUCGAUCAACAAAUGACCAAAGAUCUUCAAAAGCUUCAGACAAGUCUACAUUCUACACCAACUUCAGUCAGUGAAUCGAUGGAUGAACUAAUUUCUUCUUCAAUUGAACAACGAAUACUAAAGAAAUCAUCAAAAAAAACCGAGAAGGAUGAAGUAAUCGAAGUCUCAGAUGAAGAAAGACAGCAAGACAAACCUAAAAGACCAAAAGAUUUGCCAAUAGAAGAAGAAGCACCGAAAAUAACUACCGAAUCGCCGUUUCUUACACCGGCUACGCCGGAAACAAGCGAAACUAUUGUCGAUCAAAUUUUAGAGAAAGCUGAAACACUGCCAGGUGAUAUUCAGAAAGUCGUUGGCUUAGAACACAGCACUGAAGUAUCUGAACAACCAGUUGUUCAACAAUUCAUACCGAUUUCUCCAGAACCAUCAAUGCAAUUAGACGAUAUAAUUCAAGAACUUCGAAGCGACAUGAUGUCACUACCUGAAAAAAUAGAUAAUGCCUCGUCGGUGUUCCAAUCUAACAUUAUCCAUGAAGACCAAAUACCGCAGUCAAAAGUAUCAUUUGUUACUGAUGCACCAGUCGAGUUGCACUCAGAUACUGAUUUAAACUUGGAAAAUGUUCAAACUUCACCAAAAAUAGAAGAAUUACUCCAAGAAAUUAAUCAAAAGGCAAGAGCGCUUGAUGCAUUAUCACAACAAACGGAAGUCCAAGAUAAACAAAAACAAAUUCAAAUUGCUGAAUCAGCACUAGAUGCAAGCAAAGCGCUUAUGCUCGAAUUAGAAGCUGAGGAAAAACCAAUUGAUGAUCCAAAAGCCAAAAUGCAACAACUCGAAAGUGUGCCAUCAAAUCAAAUAAUAUCAACUAUUGAAGAAACUGAGAAGAGAAAAGAAACAGCUCAAAAUGUUGUUCAAAACUUGGAAAACGUUUUAGAGGUAUUGAAAGAGAAAGAAGUGAUUGGGAAAUCAGAUACAUCGAUUUUACACGAACAGGCACUUUCAGCUUCUUCACAAAAUGUCGAUUUGAAGGAAGAGCAUACGCCGAAAGAUGUCAUAGAUAAUAAAGCUGUACCACAACUGUCACAAAGUAUUUCUAAGCCGACUGAAAUAAAUCUGACAAAAACCGUCACAGCAGAACAGCAAACUCAACAACUUCCCGCUAUCGACCGAACAAUCACUGAACAACAAGUCUCUAAGGAAGAUCUGCCGGUUAAUUCAACUACAACCACAAGCGAUAAGAUAUUACACGAUACUCUGACUGAGUCAGUACCUCAAAAACCAUCGGAACUUGUCAGAUCCGUGGAAAACGUAGAUCAAUCUUCGACAAAAACUGAUAUAACGUCUGCGCAAGAACCGUCCCUACCACAACCGACAUCAGAGAAACAAAAAAUCGCACAACCACAGACAACACAGCAAACCACAUCAACCAAACCAGUACAACAACCAGAUAUACAAAAAUUCACAACGCCCGAGCUGCUAUCCACGCUACCACAAGCUAAACCUGUCGUUCACGCAGAUGACCGCAGUAUUGAAAACCUGACUAUGCUUCAGUCACACGACAUUAUUUCCGAUAACAAUCUUACAACAACUAUCCCACACAUCCAAGAAAAGCCAAUUGAAUUAAUGAAAUCGACGACAGAACAACAUAUCGACGCACCCUUACCCACACCCGCGCUAAUCAAGACAGCAGAAACCAUUCUUGAACAAACGAAACAUGCACAUACCAACUUAAAUCAGCCACAAACAUCAGUACCAUACGCAAUCGCAGAUGAAUUUACUACAGGAACUCAACUUCCAACAGAAGUUACCUUACAACCAGAUCAGCCGAAAACCACAACAAUCAAACCUGAAACGCCUAACCUACAACAACAACGACAACAAAUAGCGACAACCACCAGUGAAAAACACGACGUUUUGAAAGACGAACAAAAACCAACUCAGACAGUCCCCGAGGCUACAAAAGUCGAAGAAGUCAUAUCCACAUCUCAAGAUGCCAAACCUGCUGCACAACAAAACGUUGAAGAAGCGCAAAAGAUGGAAGGCAAACCGGAGGAACCAGUCAAGAAACCGACUGCGAAAAAAGAUGUUCCGAAAGACGAACAAAAACCAACUCUGCCGGUCACCGAGCCUACCAAAGCAGAAGAAGCCAAACUUCAAGACAUUAAACCACUUGCACAACAAAAGGUUGAAGAAGUGAAAAAGGUGGAAGCCAACUCAGAGGAAACGGGGAAGAAGCUGGAAGCAAAACCCGGGGAAGCAACCAAGAAGCCAACGCAGCAAAAAGAUGUUCAGAAGGACGAACAAAAACCGACCCAACCUGCCACCGAGCCUGCCAAAGUUGAAGAAGCCAAACCUCAAGACGCUAAACUUGCUGCACAACAAAAGGUUGAAGAGGUGAAAAAGGUGGAAGCAAAACCAGAGGAAGCAGCCAAGCAGCCGACAGAUAAAAAGGAUGUUCUGAAGGACGAACAGAAACCAACUCAGCCGGUCACAGAGGCUGCCAAAGCUGAAGAAGCCAAACCUCAAGACGUUAAACUUCCUGCACAACAAAAGGUUGAAGAAGUGAAAAAGGUGGAAGCAGAGUCAGAGGAAGCAGCCAAGAAGGUGGAAGCGAAACCAGAGGAAGCAGCCAAGAAGCCGAUUGAGAAAAAGGAUGUUCCGAAGGACGAACAAAAACCAACUCAAUCGGUCACCGAGCCCACCAAAGUCGAAGAAGCCAAACGUCAAGAUGCUAAGCCUGUUGCUCAACAAAAGGUUGAAGAACUGAGAAAGGUGGAAGCGAAGUCAGAGGAAGCGGAGAAGAAGGUGGAAGCAAAACCAGAGGAAGCAGUCAAGCAGCCGACAGAUAAAAAGAAUCUUCCGAAGGACAAAGAAAAACCGAUCCAACCUGCCACUGAGCCUGUCAAAGUGGAAGAAGCCAAACCUCAAGACGUUAAACUUCCUGCACAACAAAAGGUUGAAGAAGUGAAAAAGGUGGAAGCGAAACCAGAGGAAGCAGCCAAGGAGUCGAUUGAAAAAAAGGAUGUCCCGAAGGACGAACAAAAACCAACUCAACCGACCACUGAGCGGGUCAAAGUUGAAGAAGCCAAACCUGAAGACGUUAAACUUACAGCUACACAACAAAAAGUUGAAGAACUGAAAAAGGUGGAAGCGAAGUCAGAGGAAGCGCCGGAGAAGAUGGAAGCAAAACAAGAGGAAGCAGCUAAGAAGGUGGAAGCGAAUGUGGAAGAAGCCAAAGCCAAACCUCAAGACCUAAAACCUGCCGCACAACAAAAGGUUGAAGAAGUGAACAAGGUGGAAGCGAAACCAGAAGAAGCAGCCCAGAAGCCAACUGCUAAAAAGGUUGCCCCGAAAGACGAACAAAAGCCAACUCAGCCGGCCACCGAGCCCGCCAAGGUUGAAGAGGCCAAAGCGAAACCUCAAGAUGUUAAACCUGCUGCACAGGAAAAGGUGGAAGAAGUGAAAAAGGUGGAAGCGAAACCAGAAGAAGCAGCCAAGAAGCCGACUGAUAAAAAGGUUGCUCCGAAAGACGAACAAAA